AUGCGUUUCAAUAGCAACCUCUUCUUGCUCGCCUCCCUCUUCGGCGUCGGAACCGCCCUCCGCCGAAGCUGCAAACCCGACGACACCGACCCCGACAACUCCGGCAACGGUUGGUAUACCGUCACGCGUGACGACAACCUACAAAAAGUCGCGUUAGAUUUUUGCAGUAAGGGAACAGAUUUGGCAAAGUUGAACGUUGGCACCCCCUUCUAUGACGGAAAUAUUUACACAGUUCCUUGCAAAAUACGACGACGCGAUUGCGCUAGGAUCCCGGGCAGUGAUUAUGGGUAUUACACGGUCGUUGAUGGCGACCUGUUCAACGCCAUUGCGAGUGAUUUCUGCGCCGACACUACUAGUUUAAAAUCGUUGAACCCCGACACUGUCAAGAAGGACAACUCAAUUACCCCCGGCUCUAUCCUCCGGGUUCCUUGCGGUUGGAAUUAG
Molecule: messenger RNA, 444 nt
Organism: Drepanopeziza brunnea f. sp. 'multigermtubi' MB_m1
Lineage: Eukaryota; Fungi; Ascomycota; Leotiomycetes; Helotiales; Drepanopezizaceae
Source: RefSeq, a predicted model, not a curated record